CCGAGUAGGUACCACAUUUAGGUAGUAGAUGAUGACGUAGUCAUAUGAGCCAAUGAAAUGGAUAUAUGGACUAGCGUAUACCUAUCGUAAUCAGUUUAGUUAUCUCGGUGAUGACAUAAGACCUGACUGAGACUGCACUGCAGUAGAGCCAUAAACACUAACCAUCCUGAGCAGCAUCCCUCUGUACAGAUGUCAUCAUGGCAGCAAUCCAAAGAGUUUACAUUUAUUCCACAAUCCCCAGAUUGUUAACGACAGUGCAAGAUAAAUUACCAGGAGUCGAAUUUAUUGACGUGACACCCACGGGGAACCAAAAAGUAUGUGAGGAAGUCACAGAAGCCCUCAAAGAUGCCGAAGUUCUAUUAGUUGACAAUAAUCUUCUAUCACAGGUGGCACACAGUCUUCCAAAGCUAAAGUGGGCUCAGGGAACCUGGGCUGGAGUGGAAACCCUUGUGGAGGCAUUGAGGGAUAAGCCUAAACCUUCAUUCGCUGUAACUCGACUUGUAGGGGAGUCUUUUAGUCAACUUAUGGCUGAGUAUGUGAUUGGUUGGAUUACUGCCCAUGAGCGUGGAUUGCUUCAAAUGUGGCAAAAUCAGGUCAAAAGCGUUUGGUCACAGAGGGGUAACAUUGGGUAUUAUCGAAGCAUUCAAGAUCUUACUGUUGGAAUAAUGGGUAUGGGUAACAUUGGAAAAGAAGUUGCCCGAACUCUGAAGACCUUCCAGGCAGUUGUAAAUACUUAUGUCCGCACAAUACCUUCAGAACAAAAGAAAUUCGAACAUGUUGAUAAAUACUGGCAUGGAGGAGAAUUGUCAGCAUUUCUACGAGAAUGUGAUUACAUUGUGAACAUCAUGCCGUCAACUCCUGUUACGAGAGAGAUGUUGGGUGGAGAGGUCCUUAAAAAUGCCAAAGAAGGAGCUGUUUUUAUCAACAUUGGUAGAGGUGAUGUGAUCAGUGAAAAUGAUAUCAUCAAUUCACUUGAUGCUGGAUGGAUUUCAGCUGCUAUUCUUGAUGUGUUUGAUAAAGAGCCUUUACGGGCAGAGUCUCCUUUAUGGAAACAUCCAAAAGUUUUUAUAACACCACAUGUUGCUGCUGUCAGCAGGCCUGAAGAUGUUGUACGUACAUUUGUUUUCAACUACAAAAGGUAUAUUCAAGGAUUGCCUGUGAUGUAUUUGAUUGACUGGGAUAUUGGCUACUGAUGUGCCACACAGAAGCUGAUCUGAUGUCCAGGCAUUCAAUUGAUGUUUCUGAGGUCAAGGAAGGACGAGGAUCACUGAGUCAACAUCCACAUUUUAUUAAUUAUUAACAUUGUUGUUUUUUUUCUGAUCAGCAUAGUUAUGGAUAAAUGGUCUGUUAACAUUUGAAUAGGUGACUGCUUGGGAACACCACUUCCUGUUUGCAUAUCUUUCUAAAGAAACCACUAAAGAUUUUAGUUUUUCUUGCCCCAUAUACAGAAAUUUAGACUCUGUUACCCAGGUGAGGCAAGUAAUCAAAACUGAACUCACUUUAUUGUACCCUUUGGAAGAGAUGCUUCACUCACAGCAAAGUCACUUUGUUGGUCACAAUAGAGGUCCCAACCCGGAGGAAAUGCUAGCAUUACCUAUUAUCUUGCCAGAUACAGGCCUUAGAUAGCUUACAAACCAUCCUCAUUCCAGACAUCUGUGAGAGACAUAGAGAUUCUCUUAUUAAAUCUUUACACUCUAAUCAGCAAAAUCUUUUCGAGUUUCAAUUGUCAUACAUGAUUCAUGGCAUUAUAGCAAAACAGAUUGUAGACUGAUGUAUAACCUUAGUUUUAUAUACAUUUUGGUCUUUUUUAUCGAAACUUUACUCAGCAAAGUGAGAUGGCGGACUUGGAGAACUCGAGUCAAGAAUGGGAGCUUACCACUCAAAAUAACAAGAAGUGGAUAGUAUUGUUCCUAAAUAUCCAAAAGAUUAAACUCGCUGCAUAUGCUGUCCUCAGUAAUUCUUUUUUUUCCCUUAUUAUUAUUAGAUAUACCUUUUAGUCUCAGCUCUCAAGAUAUAUAAUGCUUUCUGUCUAGCAAUCCUUGUAAAUCUUGAGGUUCUUUGCUGAUGAACAGCAUCAUUUCCAUCGCUAAACUCUGUCAAGUUUUUAUCAUUAUUUCAAUCUAAAACUUUCUCUUCAUUCAGCAACCACUUUUUUCUGUAUAAAAUGUGUGAGGAUAAACGGCUGUUGAUCUCCAAGCAUUUUAUGAACUUCUUUUUCCUGCCAAAUGAGAAUAAGCCUACCGAAUAUUUUCAUUACAACUGACUUUUGCUAUGACUUUUGGUCCCAUGCAUUAGGGGCUUUGACCUUUCUUCCCAUAUUAUAGACAGAAUAUGAGAUGUCAUUUCAUAUUCAGUUAAAAUCAUCCCCGCAGUGAUUCCAUCUAAUGUUUCCAUUUAUAUUAAUUCAAUAUAUUUUGAUUUUUGGUUUUAUUAUUUAGAGGAUAAAAAUGUUUUCACCGAUUUCCAUGCCAAAGAAAUCUCCAGAAUUGAAUUUUAUGGCCAAAAAAUCUUUUGUAAGUAUUAUAUAAGUGUAAAGAUUCCUAGUGAUGACUGCUGACUUAUUGAUAGGUUCAGCAAUGGCCUGUCAGGAACUCACCAGUGAGUUAAUUAAUUUCUUCAGUGAUUCUAGAGCACUGGGGAAAAUGACGGUGUAAAUUAAGAGUCACAAUCUGAAUUACACCUGAAAUUCCAAAUGGGAAAAUUAUUUAAGUGUAUUUUUCCUAAGCCUUGGUUUUUAUUAUAUAUAUAUAAUAAUAAUGACUCUAACCAGAACUUGAACAAAAGACAGCUGGGAUUUGCGAUAUGUAGUUACAUGCAGUUAUGUUGCUUACAUAUGACUUAUAGCUUUUCUAGAGAAAAUAUCUGUGAAUGCAAAUGUCAAUUCGGAAUUAUUUCCAGUUGAAAGUUCUUCCAGGAAAUGAGAAUUGUUUGCUCAUGCCUCAAUGC
Molecule: messenger RNA, 2946 nt
Organism: Macrobrachium nipponense
Lineage: Eukaryota; Metazoa; Arthropoda; Malacostraca; Decapoda; Palaemonidae
Product: glyoxylate/hydroxypyruvate reductase A-like
Exons: 10
Coding region: 198-1193 (331 amino acids)
Molecular function (GO): NAD binding
Source: RefSeq, a predicted model, not a curated record